CCACAGGCCUGAGGGGGAUUAAAUUUCAACCUGAUAGCAUUUCCAGAUACUUCAAGACAAACAUUUCAGCAAAGAGAAAAGAGAGAGACCUAUAAACAAGUCUAUCUACUCCGAGGUUUGGGUGCAGAGGGCUGGUGUGAUUAAGGUUAGGAUUAGGGUCAACUAUAAUCAAGGUACUGAGUAAACCUCCUCCCCUGUCCAUGCCACCCUGACAUGUGGGUGGGGGCGUUAGAGAAUCAGACGAGGGGGAUCGGGACGAGAGGAAGAGUCGCAGCAGGCAGAGCAUGAGAGACGCACACUGGAACUGCAGUGGCGCGCGUCCGGAGCAGUGAGAAGUAUGAGACAAGCAGACAAAGAGAGAGACGUGGGGAUGGGGGAGACGGAGCUGAGGCCGGGUGCCGGUGGCAAUACACCAGGACACCACUGGGGCGGCGCUGAGACAUGCGAGGGCCAGAAGAGCUGGCGCUCUGGCUGUGCGUGGAGGGGCGGCUGCGUGGCCAGUGAGCGGCUGGCCAUCAACGUGUCGGGCAUGCGCUACGAGACGCACCUGCGCACGCUGGCCCAGUUUCCCGACUCGCUGCUCGGUGACCCGCACCGCCGGCUGCGCUACUUCGACCCGAUGCGGAACGAGCUCUUCCUGGACCGUAGCCGCGUCUGCUUCGACGCCAUCCUCUACUUCUACCAGUCGGGGGGGCGGCUGCGGCGCCCCCCCCACAUACCGCUCGACGUCUUCAUGGAGGAACUGCGCUUCUACGAGCUAGGCGAGGACGUCAUCAGUCGCUUCCGUGAGGAUGAGGGCUUUGCCAAGGAGGAGCCCCGCCCGUUGCCCUCCGGUGCUCUACAGCGCCACCUCUGGAUGCUCUUUGAACACCCGGAGUCCUCAUCUGGCGCCCGCAUCAUCGCCGUCAUCAGCAUCAUGGUUAUCAUCGUGUCCAUUGUCAUCUUCUGCCUGGAGACAAUGCCCGAGUUCAAGAAGGAGGAAAGGGAGGUGCACCACAGCUCCAACUCCAGCUCCGGGGGCCACACAGCUGCCAACAUCUUCCUGGACCCCUUCUUCGUCGUGGAGACCAUCUGCAUAUGUUGGUUUUCCUUCGAGCUCUUCAUGCGCUUCACCUGCUCCCCCAGUAAGAUCCAGUUCUUCAAGGACGUGAUGAACGUCAUUGACUUCGUCGCCAUUAUCCCGUACUUCGUCACGCUGGGCACCGAGUUGGCCGACACCAAGGGCGGCAGCCCUACCGCCACGCUGGCGGUCAUCAGGGUCAUCAGGCUGGUCCGCGUCUUCCGCAUCUUUAAGCUGUCCCGUCAUUCGAAGGGCCUGCAGAUCUUGGGCCAGACGCUGAGGGCCAGUCUGCGCGAGCUGGCUCUGCUCAUCUUCUUCCUCUUCAUCGGGGUCAUCCUCUUCUCCAGCGCUGUCUACUUUGCCGAGGCAGAUAACGAAGAUUCUAUGUUCACCAGCAUCCCUGAGUCCUUCUGGUGGGCUGUGGUUUCCAUGACGACCGUGGGCUACGGUGACAUGUACCCGGUGACGGUAGGAGGCAAGUUGGUGGGCUCCAUGUGCGCCAUCGCUGGUGUGCUGACCAUCUCGCUGCCCGUGCCUGUGAUCGUCUCCAACUUCAGCUAUUUCUACCACCGGGAGAUGGAGAGUGAGGACACCACUGAAUAUGUCCAUGUGAGCACAGACAUCUGGCAGGUGGACGAGGGGGAGCAGGAGGAGCAGUGGCCUGAGCCGGAGAAGCAGGCUAACCAGCUGCUCAAUGAGAAGGGGAAGACACCUGGGGGGAAACAUGUACCUCAAGGAGCCCUUGGUGACCCAGGUGUGAACAGAAGAUGACGGCACAGUGACAACCUCGACGUCACUUUGCUGGAUCAUCAGCCACAGGAUCAACAGCAUAAUCACACAGUGAGAGACUCAGCACCGGAUCACUGCAUCAUCAGAGACAGGAUCAACGGUAGAUUACUCCAUAAUCACACAGUGAGAGACUCAGCACUGGAUCACUGCAUCAUCAGAGACAGGAUCAAUGGUAGAUUACUCCAUAAUCACACAGUGAGUGACUCUGCACCGGCUCACUGGAUCAACACACAGAGACAGGAUCAACGGUAGAUCACUCCAUAAUCACACAUUCAGAGACUCAGCACCAGCUCUCUGGAUCAUCACACGCAGACAGGAUCUACAUUACAUGACCAGUAACUGGGGGAAAGUAUUACAAAUGUAUAGUUAUAGCAGGAACACAAACAAACAGCAAGAUAGAGAACAACAGGGCAAAGAGGAAAGAUUAUAGAAAUUCUUUAUUAUCCAUUAUUUAUUGAAAACAUAAAAAGAUUAUUAUUUGACUUAGUUAUUCAUUACUUGAAUUACUUGGUCAUUAUCUCAUUAUAAAAAUGAAAAUGGACUAUUUAUCUUAUUUUUGGUUUCUUUUAAAUGUCUUGCCUUGUAAUUUGAAGUCUUACCCAUAUUCAUUUUAUUGUGCUGAGAUUAGAUAGAUAAACAGAGAGAGAGAGAGAGAGAGAGAGAGAUUGAGUGGGCCUGCUGAUUAUCGUAUGCAUGGUUUGGCUAGCCUGGCUGCUGAUUAUGUUGGCACUGACUCAGCUGGGUGUCACAAGCUCUCUGCCAUGAGAGAUGCCCACCACCAGCUCCCUGGUCCUGCUGAGGCUAUAGGGCAGGCCUUCCUCUGGGCCCUAACUGAUAAAGGCAUGUAGGGAGGUCUGUACAGCCCUUCCCUGCAGUGCCACCCUAUGACUGUCUGGAGGUGGUGUGGCUCAGAGUCGUACUGCUGUUCUCGGGGUUGGUCUCCAUCUGUGACUGGUCCAUAAUCCAUCGGGGCACUGGGCCGCCCUGUCACAGGCGCUGCUACUGUGUUCUGCACAGCUGUGGCAGCUUCUACAGGCUUCUGGUAGCGCUCAAGGGGGUGAAGGUGCUGAAAAUUGACAUGUGCUUUGAGGGCUGACUCCCCCCCCCCCCCCCGGCAGACCAUCCUGACUGUGUGGGGUGUCCCCAGUUCUGUUUUAAUUCAUUGUACAGUCUGGAUGGGCUUGAGGCCUAAGGUGUGUGGGGAGGGGGGGGGGAGGUAGCAGAGAGAUGGGGGGUGUGAGGGGGUGCAGUAAUAGGGCUUCGUCUUUGUCAUCUCCAGCACCUGAUCACUUCUCCGCUCCCAUAGAGCCUCCCUGAACGCCUGUAAGCUGUGCUGAUAGCUGUGAUCAGUGCCUGCUGCUGCCCCUGUAUGCACGGUAUUAUAUAUAUGAAUGUGUGCAUAGGGUUUAUAUUUGUGCAGGUAAAGAACGUUUUACUCAGAUUUACGGAGUUUAAUAUACACAUAAAGACACAGAAACACACCAAGCACAGCCCAACACACCAUUAAAUACACACCCAAACUAAUACACACAUGAACAUCCUCAAAAUUGCUUUAUUAGCGUAACACAAGUGUACAAUAAAAAAACAAGCAAACAAGAAAGCGUUAUAUAUUAAUAUUCCAGUCAAGUGGGAUGAUAGUAAUGUGUGAAGACUAAAACACAAGGACAACUGACAGACACGUCCAGAAAGGUGAUGGUGAUGAGUGGACAGGACACAGCACUUUGGGAACCAGUCUACAGGAGGGACACCCCCACGCAUAGUACUGCGGGGGCCAGUUUGCAGGCAGGGACACCCCCACACAUAGUACUGCAGGGCCCAGUCUACAGCCAGGGAUACCCCCACACAUAGUACUGCAGGGCCCAGUCUACAGCCAGGGAUACCCCCACACAUAUUACUGCAGGGGCCAGUUUACAGUCAGGGACACCCCCACACAUAGUACUGCAGGGCCCAGUCUACAGCCAGGGAUACCCCCACACAUAUUACUGCAGGGGCCAGUCUACAGCCAGGGAUACCCCUGCACACAGCACUGUGGGGGCCAGUCUACAGGUAGGGACACCCCCCGCACACAGCACUGUGGGGGCCAGUCUAUAGGUAGGGACACCCCCACACAUAUUACUGCAGGGGCAAUCUACAGGCAGGGACACCCCCCACAUACAACCUCCAUCACUCAUGCUCCUCCAACACACAAGCAAACGGCUCCAACGACCCCCCCCCCUCACAUCUAUACACGCUGUCAUUUCCUGUGGAGGAAUCCUGGACUAUGUACCAUGUCGAGGCGAGACCCGAGCUCCAUCCCAAAGGGGUCCUGGGAGUCCAAGUCUGUGGCCCCCUGGGGUGGUGCGAGGGCCUCCUCGCUGCCCCCCUCUGGGCCCACCCCUGAGAUCAGAGCGUUCUUCACAGGGAGGAACUGAAAGAGCCGCGGACUGUCCUGUCCGGGUGACUUUGGUGCAAGAGAAACAGGAAGUCCUUGGUGAGGAGACAGGAAGAGGGUAUAUCCAUCUGGCAGGAGCAGUUCCCGGAAGGUGCAGUCCUUCUCUCUGUACAGCCGCUGAAUAAAGAUCUUCUGUUAGUUUGA
Molecule: messenger RNA, 4424 nt
Organism: Paramormyrops kingsleyae
Lineage: Eukaryota; Metazoa; Chordata; Actinopteri; Osteoglossiformes; Mormyridae
Gene: kcna7
Product: potassium voltage-gated channel, shaker-related subfamily, member 7
Biological process (GO): protein homooligomerization; action potential; potassium ion transmembrane transport
Cellular component (GO): membrane; voltage-gated potassium channel complex
Molecular function (GO): delayed rectifier potassium channel activity; protein binding
Source: RefSeq, a predicted model, not a curated record